AUGAGCAACCAGAAUACGAUUGAGUCCCUGCUCUGCAGAGUGGCAUCUCAGGUCCUGAAAAAGGACGAGUCUGAAAUCGACGCGGAAAAGUCUUUUUCUGAGCAAGGAGGCAAAUUCAAUCCCCUGUCAGCUGUCUUCUUCGCCGCGCAAUGUAGAGACCUCGGCCUCAUCGUCGACAUUGCCGACGUUUCGCAGUGCAAGACGAUGGGUGAUCUGGCGCAGAAACUGGUUCAGACCAACCCGCAGCUGCAGUCGAGCGAAGCAACUGACCGGCAUUCAGUCUCAAUACCCUUUACACCACUCCAGCAUCUGUACAACACCGUCGGGCUGUGCCAGGCCUCAAUAUGCGAUCUCCACACCCCAAUGCCACACCGUGAUGCCGUUGCAAUGCUGGAGAUGCUGGUUGAGAGGCACCCCGUGCUGGGAGCGUCACUUGAGGCUGAUCACAAAAACCAUCUCGUGUUGACGGGCACCACAACCUCUUCAUCCGGGACCGUGGUUCCGUAUGAGUCCGACAAGGACUGCGAAUCUCGGGUCAGGAAACUUCAACUAGAGGUCUCAAAAUCAAGGACACAAGUCCUGAACGUUCUCUUCUUCGGCGAGACGUCCCAGAUCAAGAAAAUCGGGGUGGUGGUGCCCACUGCCGCCCUUGACGCCCACUCCUGGCAUAUCCUUCUCCACGAUAUCCAGAUCUAUACACCCCACAGUCAUCGAUCUGGCUCUCAACCCCACACGUUCUUCGAUUGGGUUGAGGAAGCGGAGCAAAGGACGGGACAGGGGCGCGAAGACGGACCUGCCUUGGGACGUCCCGUGGACUCAAAGCACCCGCCCCAGAGCCUCCGCGAUUCAGGCGUGGUGUCGUCGUCUACAUUCACUCUGAGCUUGGAGUUGACAGAAUCGCUCCAUAGUGAGAGAUGCCACCAAACAUUGCGGACAGAGGUGCACGAUUUGGUAUUUGCAUCGCUGUCCUCGUGCAUCAGACGCCACUUUCCGGGCUUGAACAGAUAUCUUGGGAUCAGGGAUGGCCGACCGAGGGACGAUUGUGAUGCUUGGGAUACAGUGAUAGGCUGCUUUGACGAGCUUGCUGAGAUACCCUAUCACGGUGACGGAGACGUAUUGGAUGUGGCCCGCAACGCCAAAGAUGCGAGACGGCGCUCUCUCUUGAGCUCUGUCCACAGCGACCCGGAUCACCUCAGUCUCAUUUUCGACACGACGAAACUGGGAUUGAAGAGCAUCUCUGACGACGGGUCACAGCCAUUUGAUGAGGUGCCCAGGCAUAACGUUGGAGAGCUCGUCGUUCAAUCACUUGGCGGGCUCUACGUAUUGCUGUUCUGGACGGACGCAAGAUUGAGCUUUUCAGUUAUGUGCGGUGCUGACGUUGGGGGAGACGCAGAGCUCAAGGCCAUCUCGCAGAAUUUCGUCGACCAUCUCCAUGACACCAUCACCAGACUGACCGACAGUGGUCCACUACCUACCCUCUGCGACUUUCCUCACAUAUCGCUGGAUUACCCGUCGCUGGAUCGCUUAUUCGAGCAGAAGCUUCAGCACAUCGUCAAAGAUCCCUUGACAGAGAUCGACAACAUCUACCCAUGCUCGCCCAUACAGGAAAACAUCCUCGUUGGCAGCUCAUUGGACAAGGGGGCUUACAUGUGCUCUUUCACGGUCAGGGUCUCCACGUCAGGCCGCUUCGCAUCGUGUGAUGCUGGCAGGUGGGUUGCCGCAUGGAAUAGAGUUGUUGACAAGCAUUCUGCCCUCAGGACCGUAUUUAUCGAGAGCGAAGUGCGUCAGGGCUACUUCGACCAAGUGGUACUCAAGAAGGUCGUGCCUCGGGUCGACAUAGUUGAAGGCGUCGCCACGUCUUCAGCCAUCGCAUUCCAGCCACUGGAGGUACCUCACCACCUCACCAUUGCCCAGGCCGGUCCGGGGCAAUUCAUUAUCGUGCUGGCAAUCUCCCAUGCCAUAACUGAUGGGCAUUCGGCCGAAGUCAUUCUCAGCGACAUGUGUGGCUACGUUGCCGGACAAGGCGGCAACGAGGAGAAGGUACUCUCCUACUCAGACUAUGUCCUUGAUCAGCAACUACGCUUGGAGAACACCGUGUCAGACUACUGGCCAAAGUAUCUCCUGAAGACGCAGGAGACACUCCUCCCCGUCACGCGGGACAGAGCUAGUCUACAUAACUUCGAAACAGUCAAAUCCGUCAUACCCAUCAAUGUGACGUCGAUUGACCGACUGUGUAAACAACACAAUGUCAACUUGGCCAAUAUCUGUCAGUUCGCGUGGGGCGUUGUGCUAAGGAGUCACCUGGGCGUCGACGACGUUACCUUUUCUUAUAUUUCAUCAGUGAGGCACGUUCCCCUAAAGGGUAUCAUGACGGCCGUUGGGCCUCUGAUCACUACACUCCUUUGUUCCAUGAACCUAGAAGGGGACAAGAACGUCAUGGAUGUGGUCAAGGCUGUCAACUCCGAUUACCAAGACAGUCUAUCGCACGAAGCAGAACUUUCAGACGCGAUAUCUACUCGUCGGUGGAGCAAUACAGUCAUGUCUUUCCGCCGGCGGCUGGUUCAGGAUGACGAGAGCCUCCCGGGCUUGAGCUGCAAAAUUGUCCAGGGCUUGAGCCCAACGAAUUACGACGUUUCUCUCAUCAUAUCAGCUGGCCAAUCUGAUAUGGAGGUCAAUCUGGACUACUGGGCUUCCCGCGUGGAUCCAGAUCAGGCCCAAGGUCUCCUGCAGAACUUCCAGGAGGUGUUGCACUCUAUCUUUCGAGAUGUCGGCACCACCGUGGGGGGCCUCGAUCUGAUCAGCAACGAGCAAAAACAGCGGAUACUGGAAAGAAACGCCCGUGUCCCGGAGGCCUUGAACCGGUGCGUCCACGAACCCAUCGACGACCGUAUCCGGGAUCAACCCACGGCGUUAGCCAUUGACGCAUGGGACGGAAGCAUGACAUAUGGAGAACUGCACCAGAACGCCUCCCAUUUAGCGCAGCAUCUGACGAACAUCGGCACUAGGCCAGAAAUCCCAGUUGGCCUGUGUAUGGACAAGUCCAAAUUCGUUCUGGUCGCCAUUCUCGCGAUUCUACGGGCUGGUGGCGCCGUGGUGCCCAUUGGGACUGGGGAACCUAUUGCGCGCGUGGAAGCGAUCCUCGCUGACUCGUCUCCAAUCGCCAUAAUUUGCGAUGGGAAACAGGUCGAGCGAUUGUCCGGCCUGGGCACACCGCUCCUUAACGUUGGUUCGAUAAUCGCGGACGAGUCGCCAAGAGCACCAAGAGCCGCGCAGAAAGCACAGCCCAAACCAGAAAACACGGCCUGGAUCUUUUACACCUCGGGCUCCACGGGAACACCAAAGGGAGUGCUAGUCGAGCAUAAUGCUCUGGCUACCAGUAUGCACGCCCACGGCGCCGCAUUAGGCAUGUCCCGUGAGACCAGGGUGCUUCAGUUUGCAGCCCACACAUUCGAUGUCUCCCUGCAGGAGCUAUGCACUACGCUCGUUUACGGAGGCUGCAUCUGUAUACCCAAUGAACAGGACCGCGUCAACGAUCUGGCGGGAGUCGUGAGCCGACUACGGGUCAACAUGUUGGCCCUCACCUCGAGCGUGGCAUCCACAGUGACGCCUGAGGACGUUCCCCUCGUUGAGACGCUGGUGCUGUUCGGGGAAGAAGUCAAGGCCAGCGUGGUAGAGGCCUGGCUGGGUAAAGCCAUCAUCUUCAACGCCUAUGGGCCGACCGAAAGCUCCAUAUUCGCCAGUGCAAGCAAGCCAUUUCAGAGCGUGGACGACCUAGCGAACAUCGGAUUCCCGUUGAACGUGAACCUCUGGGUUACCGACCCGCAGAACCCAGGGCGACUGUGUCCCCCGGGGGCUGCGGGUGAGUUGUUGAUCGAGGGCCCGCUGCUGGCACGGGGAUACCUGAACAAUGAAGAAAAGACUUGUGCCGCGUUCAUUCGUGACCCAGAGUUUUCUCGCCUUCUGGGCCUUGAACCGGGUAGACGCUUCUAUCGGACAGGAGACAUUGUGCGCCAGAACAGUGACUUCUCCAUGACCUAUGUCGGUCGGAGAGAUACGCAGAUCAAAGUUCGAGGUCAACGACUUGACGUUGCCGAAGUCGAGCAUUGGACAAGCAAGUCGUUCGACGGUGCACUCAGGGCUGUUGUGGGUCUUCUGCCCGCCGUCGAAGAAGACGCAGCUUCACCGGGAGGAGGCUUUUUGUUUGCUGCCGUUGAAUUCACAGAGAAGACCGGCUUCGUCCCCCCUGGCAAAGAAGACGUCCUACCCCCCUCCGAAGGCCUUCGAGAAGCUUUCAGUCAGCUGCGCAGCACGCUACAGGCUAAACUUCCCUCUUACAUGAUCCCCACCUUCUACAUUCCUUUUAGACGGAUACCCCUGACAGCCUCCACCAAGACCGACCGCAGGCUGGUACGCCGACUCAUCAGCGAGCUGCGCACAGUCGACCUGCAGAGUUACGUCUCGGACGCCUCGAGUGAUGAUGGCGAAGUGCGCGGUGAGACUGCCCAGAAGCUACAGGCUCUGUGGGCAACGGUGCUAGGCGUGAGCAGCAGUUCGAUCAAGGCGGGCGACCAUUUCCUGUACCGAGGAGGUGAUUCCGUCUCGGCCAUAAAGCUGGUGGAAGCAGCCAGGCGCAAACACUUGAAGAUGACGGUCUCAGAUGUGCUGAUCUUUCCCAGACUUGAAGACCUUGCACGGGUCCUCGAUGAACGCACCGCAGCCACAGAGGACAACUCGGGCCAAGCAGAAGAGCGACAUGAUCCUCCUCCUCCUUUCUCUCUGUGGCAGACAUCAUCCAGUGACAGAGACACGGAACUUGCAGACAUCGCCAGCCAGUGUGGCAUGAGCACCACAGACAUUCAGGAUAUAUAUCCCUGCACACCACUGCAGCAGGGCAUGCUGGCUGCCACGCAGCAACGCCCCACGGCAUAUCUCGUGCGCCAGGUGUACGCUCUUUUCGAGUCCCUCGAUAUCGGGCGCUUCCGCAAGGCAUGGCAGGUCCUGAUUGACAAGGCCCCAUUGAUGCGGACCCGUAUCCUGCUGGGACAGCGUUCAGGGUCCUUGCAGGUGCUGUCAAAGACGGUUCCAUGGCACCACCAUGACAACUUGGAGAAGUACGUGGCAGAGGACCAAGCCCGCGUGAUGGCCGUCGGUCAGCCGCUAAUGCGUUUCGCCUUGGUACAUGAGGCCUCCAGCGGCGCCCGUUACUUCGUCUGGACAGCUCAUCACUCCGUAUACGACGGCUGGGGUGCUCAGCUGAUCUACCGCCGAUUGUCAGCUCUUUAUCUGCAUGAUGAGAUACCUCCUGCCGUCCCUUUUACGAGGUUUAUUGAAUACUUGCAACGGGGUGACCUUCGUGGCGAAGAGGCUGCGUCCUUCUGGCGUCGCCAACUCGAAGGAGAUGUGCCAUCGGCAUUUCCCUCCAUGCCAUCCUCGUAUUAUCAGCCUAAACCUGCCGCCGUUCUUCACUCCGAAGUUGACACGUCUGUAGCCGCCUCUUCGACGCCCGGUUCGUCCCGGUCCCUGGCCAACGUCCUCAGGGCUGCUUGGGGUAUGACUCUGAGCCAGUACUUGAACACGGGCGACGUUGUCUUCGGAGCGACGCUCUCUGGCAGAAACGCCCCCGUCGCCGAGAUCACCGAACUUAUCGCCCCCACGAUAACGACUGUUCCUGUUCGGAUUCACGUCGAUCAGGACGAGAAAGUUGCCGCAUACCUCGAGAGAAUCCACUCGCAGGCAGUAGAGACGAUACCUUUCGAACACACGGGGCUGGAAGACAUCAGGCGUCUUGCGCCUGACCUCCAGCCUGCUACCGAUGUCAAGCACGUUCUUGUCAUUGAGCCUUCAUCGAUCGGAGCAGGAGAGGAGGCCAUCCAGUCCGCCGGUAUGCACUUGGUAGGCACCGCGCUCGACGCGUUCGACACCUUUGCCCUCACUGUCCAAUGCCAGCUCCCCAGUGAACAGGGAGGUCUGGUCAAGGUUGAGGCACGUUUUGAUCGCCAUGUCGUGAGCGAGUCGCAGAUGGCAGUGCUUCUCCGGCAGUUUCAGCAUUGGGUGUCUCAGUUCCUCAAUGAGGCAAACCGCGACAGGCGCCUGGGCGGUCUGGAGGGGGUUACCUCUACCGAUCUGGCCCAGAUCAAGAGCCGAAAUGCUGAGAUUCCCGUGCCUGAUAUCGCCUGUCUGCACUACUUGGUCCAAUCUGUGGGCCGCGAGCAACCAACUGCGCCGGCAGUCUGUGCCUGGGACGGUGACUUCACCUAUCACGAGCUUCAAGGUCAGGCGAGGAAACUUGCAAAAUACCUUUCCAACCUCGGAGUCGGUCCGGAGGUUAGGGUGGGAUUCUUUAUGGACAAGUCCAAGUGGGUACCCGUGUCCAUUCUGGGCAUAUUGGAGGCCGGAGGAGUGGUCGUCCCGCUGGGCGCGCGUCUCGAAGCCGUAGUGGAGAAUUGCCAACCGCAGAUCAUCCUCACCAAUGUAGCCCACACCGAGACACUCGCUGGACUGGGACCCUCCGUCGUCGUCGUGGACGAGGCAUUGCUGGCCAGCAUCCCGACACCCCAGGGAGACGCGCCAAUAUGCCCAGCGCUGACACCUCACCAUCCCGCAUGGAUCGUGUAUACGUCCGGAAGUACAGGGUCGCCCAAGGGAAUCCUUCUGAUACAUUCCGGCCUUGCGACGAGUCUUCCAGCAAUGGGAAGAGCAACGAGGUGGUCUCCCAAGUCCCGCGUGCUCCAAUUCGCGGCUCACACGUUUGAUGUCACUACCCAGGAGAUCAUGAGUACCCUCGUCUUCGGAGGGUGCGUCUGUAUUCCCUCUGAAGACCAACGCAUCAACUCGCUGUCACAGACCAUUACGUAUCUUAACGUCAACACGAUUGUGAUGACCUCCACGGUAGCCUCCACGAUUGACCCGGCCGAUGUGCCGUCCGUGACGCAGUUGCAGCUCGUCGGUGAGCAGGCCAAGCUGAGUGUUGUAGAACGCUGGCUCCCCCACGCCGAGAUUAUCAACAUCUAUGGCCCGUCCGAGUGCUCUGUUUACUCCUCGUGCAACCUACCUAUGCGAACCAUUGAGGACGCGCCCAAUGUCGGCUUUCCGCUGGACGCCUGUAACUUCUGGAUUACUACCGCCACAGACCAUAACCGACUGUGUCCCAUCGGCGUGGCAGGUGAGCUACUCAUCGAGAAUGCCUGGGAGGCACAGGAAUACAUCAACCUCCCAGAGCUGACGGCAAGAUCCUUUGUGGUCGAACCCGCAUUCAUCAAGCAACUCGGGCUCGGUGGCAGGGACAGACGCAUGUAUCGAACCGGCGAUCUCGUGCGGCAGAAUCCCGACGGGACGUACGUCCAUCUCGGCCGCAUAGACAGCCAGGUCAAGUUCCGCGGACACCGGGUGGACCUGGGUGAGAUUGAAUAUUGGACCACUAAGCUUCUGAAUGGAGUACACACGGCUGUCGUCGAUCUGGUCGAUCUGCAGGCUCGCAAGGGCGCUGGUGUUCUUGUGGCGGUGUUCGACUUUGACGAAGAUUGUGACUUGUUUGACCCCGAGGACACAGAGGACAUCAAUGGUGUCAUAAUCCUGGCCCCUUCGAUCAAACUCCAGAAAGCCUUGUGCGGCUUGAAGGACGCAUUGGCUGAGAAGCUCCCGAGCUACAUGGUGCCGACCGACUAUCUGCCCUGGGCAAAGGUCCCCCUGAAUCCAUCCGGCAAGACGAACAGGUACGCAGUGCGACAAUUUUUGACAGGUCUCGAGUCAGGCUCGUCUCUGUUGCAACGCUACCUAGCCGAUGACGGGACGAAGGAAGACCCCCAAACGGAGAUGGGUAGGAAACUACGGCAGCUAUGGGCUGAGGUUCUCUCCAUUGAUGUCGCCUCGAUCGGCGCGCAGGACCACUUCACACGCCUCGGCGGCGAUUCUUUGGCAGCCAUGAAGCUCGUCGCGGCUGGCCGGCAAGUCGGGCUUCACCUGACGGUCGCAUCGAUAUUCACGUAUCCGAUCCUGGACGAGUUCGCCCAAGUACUGGGAGAGGAACAGCAGGUGGGCACAGAGAGGACUACUAGGGAGGACCCUGUCCCAUUCGAGUUGUUGGGGAUGCAGACCAUCACAAGCUCCGACUUCGAGUCCCGACUCGCAGACAUCGCUGUCCAAUGUCAAGUGGCUCCCCAACAGAUCGAAGAUGUAUACCCAUGCACGAGUAUGCAAGAAGCACUCUUCGCUAUCACCGCGAGACAACCAACGACAUACACAUAUCGCCAAGUGUUCCAAGCAAGUCAAGACGUCGACGUGGCGAGGUUCCAGGCGGCUUGGGAGACGGUAGCCAAGGCAUUGCCAAUCCUGCGGACUCGAAUCGUACUGGACAGCGAUAGCGGGUUUCUCCAAGCAGUGGUGGACGCUCCCCUAGUAUGGUACAGAGGUGACGGUCUGGAUGGCUACCUCGAAACAGACAAGGCCACGGGUUUCGAGCCGGGCCAACCUCUCCUGCGAUGUGCCCUGGUCGAAGACCGAAAGUCAAACAAAAACUGCUUCGUCUUGACCACCCACCACAGCAUGUUUGACAAGUGGAGCCUCCAGAGGGUGUACCAACACUACCUCGCCCCAGCAUACGCCGGACGAGAGAUGGCGAAAGUGGUGCCGUACCCAAGGUUCAUCCGCUACGUCCUCGACACCGACCUAGACGCGGCCUCGCAAUACUGGAGCCGGGUACUGGCAGAUGGUAAUUUUUUCACCGACUUCCCAUCGCUGCCUGCCGCGAGCUACUACCAGCCCAAACCUACUUCGCUCAUAAAGCGGACAGUUCGUGUCAAUGAGCUCGCGGGGCUCCAAACGCCCUUCCCUAGCCUUCUCCGGGCGGCGUGGGCACUGACCGUUGCCCAGUAUGCCGCUGUCGAGGACGUCCUGUUCGCCGUCAAUCUCUCGGGCCGAUCAGCUCCUGUGGCCGAAAUCACAGACAUGGCCGCCCCGACCUUCACUACGGUUCCUGUUCGUAUCAAGAUAGAUAGCGCCAAAACGGUCCAGGAUUUCUUGCACAGCGUUCACCGUGAAGCUGUGGAGAUGAUUCCCCACGAGCAUAUUGGCCUCCAGAAGAUCAAGAAGCUCGUUCCCACCUUCGCCCCGGCGGACCUGAGACACCUCUUCCUCGUGCAUCCCGCGACGGAUGCGGACGUGAGUGACCCAUCGCCUCGUGUAUCCGGGUUUGAGCAGGUGGACUUGAGACUGGACGCACUGGAUGAUUACCCCCUCACGAUACUGUGUAAGAUGGACGAGCACCGGGGUGAGGCGACGGUGGAGGCCCGUUUUGACAGUGCGGUCAUUCACGAUGACCGCUUAUUCUCGAUUUUGCGACAGUUCGAGCACAAUGUCGCCCAGCUUGGUAAUGCGGCGACAGGCGAGCAGACCGUCGGAAAUCUCCAGCUGGCCAACGCUCAAGACCUUGACCAGAUUGCAAAGUGGAACCUAGGCGUGCAAGAGACCACCCUGGGUUGCGUCCAUGAUCUGAUUCGCAACGCCAUUCGGGAGCACCCUGCAGCUGACGCCAUCUGCAGCUGGGAUGGACAACUCACAUACCAACAGCUUGACCAGAAGGCCAGAAGUCUUGCCCAUAUGCUCGUCACAGAAGGGAGCGUCGGACCCGAUGUGGCCGUCGGCUUCUGCAUGGACAAAUCGCGGUGGGCCAUUGUGUCCAUGCUUGCCAUACUAUACGCUGGCGGUGCGGUCGUCCCGCUCGGCGUUCAGCUCCCGCUGGAAAGACUAAGUACGAUCGUGGAGGACUGUUCCCCCGCCAUGGUGCUUUGCGACGACGCACAACUAUACAAGUUCAAAACCAUGGGUUACGGCCAUCGUCGGGGCGUUCCUUCUACCUUGGUCCGACCCGAGAACAUGGCUUGGAUCAUGUAUACCUCUGGAAGCACAGGGACCCCAAAGGGUGUUGUCCUCGAGCACGGAGGUCUGUGUUCGAGCCUAUUGGGAAUGGGCAACAUCUGCAACACUGAUUCAAAUUUCCGGGCCUUCCAGUUCAGCGCAUACACCUUUGACGUCUCCAUCAGCGAUGUCUUCGUUACCUUGGCCCGCGGGGGCAUCGUAUGCGUGCCUUCGGAGAGCGAGCGGAUGAACGAUCUGGUUGGGGCCAUCAAACGGCUGGAUGUCAAUUUCCUGCAUCUCACGGCCAGCACGGCGUCACUAAUACCUCCAACUGACGUCCCGGCUGUCAAGAUGCUGGUACUUGGGGGCGAACAUAUCAACCCUGCCUUGGUAGAAAAGUGGCAGCAGUUGUCGAAUGCCACCCUGAUGAACAGCUACGGCCCGGUCGAAUGUUCCAUCACUAGUACCGCCAACGCGCUGCUCAGAGACAAGGACGAUGCAGCCGUGAUCGGCACGGCUCUUCCCGGGACGCAGACUUGGGUCGUGGACCCUAGUAACACUAAUCGUCUCGCGCCCAUAGGUGCUGUCGGAGAACUUCUCAGUGAAGGACCGCACCUCGCGCGCGGUUAUCUCAACGAUGCCCUCAGAACUUCGACGUCGUUCAUCACGGAUCCCAGUUUUGUUGCAGAAGUCGGCUCCGGGCGAAGAGGACGUCGGAUGUAUCGUACGGGCGAUCUCGUACGGUACAACGGGGACGGCUCACUCACCAUACUUGGCAGAGAUGAUUCACAGGUGAAAAUCCGAGGCCAGCGGGUUGACCUAGCCGAGAUCGAGUUCUGGAUCCUGAAAAUUGAGCCCAAUGUCAGAACGGCCGUGGUUGAGUAUCUCAGCUCGAACGACGAUCAACGGGCACUCGUUGCCGCCGUCGAACUUCUUGACCCUAAUCGCGGUGAUUUAUCAAGCAUAGCUGCAGGGUUGAAGACAUUCCUAGGGGAAAAGCUGCCGUCGUACAUGGUUCCGAGAGUGUACCUGCAGAUGGACACGAUACCGAAGACCGCCUCGGGCAAGACCGACCGUCGAGCAGUUCGCCAAUUCAUGGUCACCGAGGGCUUCCAACGUACGGAAAAGCUCCUUGCCGACGUCUCUGAGCCCGGAACCGUGCACGGCGACAGGGAGACUGUUGUCCGUAAACUGUGGGCGGCGGUGCUUGGCGUCGAGGAAGACAGCAUCGACCGACAGGACAACUUCUUCGAUCUCGGUGCAGACUCCAUCGUCGCCAUGAAGCUCGCUGCUGCUGCGAAGUUGGAAGAUAUUGAUAUUCGGGUUCUCGACGUUUUCGAGAACCCAGUGCUGUGGAAGCUGGCGACUGCCGCCAAAAAGCCCAACGGAUUAGUGGCUCCACGGGGGUCACAGCAACACUACCGUCCUUUCCAGCUGCUCGAUGGCGUCGACGACAUUGACGCCUUCCUUGAAGAGGUCGUCUGUCCGGUCACAGGGACGCGAAAGGAGUCUAUCCUGGACGCCUUCCCAACGACUGAUGCCGUUGCCUUCAAUGUCGCUGGAGCAUUGACGGCUGCACAGACCGAAGUGAACACUUUCGUCCUCGAUACAGACUCCGACCUUGAUCUGGAUCGACUAUCGCAAAGCUUUAAACUCUUGGCACAGCAUGUGGAGGCCUUCCGAAGCGUGUUCGUGCUCAAUCUCCAGGAUGGGAAGCUCCUCCAGGUUAUUCUGGAAUCUUACCAGCACCAUGUUCGGGUGGUCAAGGUUGGGGGUUCCAUCGAGUCUGCCACCGAAGGGCUCUUAAAAGGGGAGAUGGGCCGAUCUUUCCGACUCGGCCGUCCCAUGAUAAACAUGGCCAUCCUCCACCAAGAGGAGGGCCACAAGACACGCAUGUUGUUCCGAAUGUCGCACGCCCUCUACGACGGUCUGUCCCUUCCGAUCACAUGGGACACGCUCCUCGCGAUGUAUGAUCACCAAGGUGCUCUUGAAACUCGACUGAGCUCGUUCUCCGCCUACGUCCAUGACCUGAUCCCACACACGAGUGACAAGACCUACAACUACUGGCGGAUCCUGCUGCAUGGAUCCGUCAUGCCCGAGCUGAGCCCGGCGACGAAGUCAGAUGAUCAGAGCCCGUUGCGCAUGGCAUUCACAGGACAGAAGACGAUUCCGAUAUCGGGACUGAAGGGUGAAGGCAUUACCACCGCGGCCGUAAUCAACUGCGCGUGGGCGCACGUGUUAGCCCAGUACACGGGCAAGGACGACGUGGUGUUUGGGGAGACCAUUUCCGGGAGAAACUUGGUGGAUCCCCUGAUAUCAAAUACCCUCGUUGGCUGCUGUGCCACUCACGUUCCUAUAAGGGUCAGGUUUGGCAACCCCGGUGGGCAGACGGUCCUCGAGCUGCUGCACCAAGUGAGAGAUCAGCAAAGAAACCGUAUUCCCCAUGAAGGCCUCAGUUUCCGCACGAUAAUCCGCGACUGUACGGACUGGGGCCCGUCUACGCGCUUCACCUCCAUCGUCAACCACAGACCGGGCAUGUCGCCGGCCAAGCCGGUCGGUGGAGAAAUGGCGUUCAGUGUCAGUACCGUCACCACCGAAAACAGACCACUCACGACAUGGUACGAUCUCGCUGUUAUCUCCGAGGAGGACGAUGGCGUCGUGACGCUCAGUCUGGGUUACUCGAUUCUAGGGUUCAAGCCAGAGACGGCUCGGGCGUUGUUGGAUGACCUUGCCGAUACAGUGCAUCUCAUCAUGAAUAAUGGGGCUUCUAGGUCGGAUCGACUGGCCCUGUACGGAACGCAGGCUAUGCCCAAGUCGUCCUCAGCUCAUAUCAAUCCGAUGCCAGCUGAGAGUUCUGGGAACCCAAGGGGCAAAGUGACAAGCAACGGCAUGACCAUAGACCGAUCAGUUGACGCUGGUGUUACCACACUCGAUGAAAUAUGGCUCUCCGUCUUCACUGCAAAGGCAAACAUCCCGACAGCGGAUACGCGCCAAAUGCCGUUCCACCAGCUGGGGGGCGACAUACUUGAUGUUGUGCAUCUAGUUGCCCGGGUUGAGCGCUCUAGAAAGACCACAAAGCGGUCGCUGAAUGGGGAGAGCACGACGGGUCCGUACCCAGAGGUGACGAUUGACGAUGUUCUCCGUCAUCCCAGUCUCAUGGAGCUUGCUGCAUUUUUGCAGGAGAGGCGGAUUGAGCUGGAGUGA
Messenger RNA from Anthostomella pinea, 13056 nucleotides. NCBI's taxonomy places the organism in Eukaryota, Fungi, Ascomycota, Sordariomycetes, Xylariales, Xylariaceae. The record is from the annotation of a GenBank genome assembly.